Helicoverpa zea (corn earworm) is the source of this 9351-nucleotide messenger RNA. Its product is annotated as PHD finger protein rhinoceros-like. Bases 442 to 8421 code for a protein of 2659 amino acids. Gene Ontology annotation, biological process: regulation of transcription by RNA polymerase II. The transcript has 6 exons. The record is from RefSeq and is a predicted model, not a curated record. NCBI's taxonomy places the organism in Eukaryota, Metazoa, Arthropoda, Insecta, Lepidoptera, Noctuidae.
UGAUAUCUCUGGCUCUAUGUUCAUGUUGUAAUUUAUUCUAGUAAUUUGUGCUUCUUGCUGACAAAUCCAAUGUUUAUUAACUAUGUGCUCGUGUUUGGUUUAUUCUCGGCUUUGAGAAAUUAAAAAUCUUAUCUCCAUGUAUAUGUUAUGCGGCAAGUUACUUUCAAAACCAAUGACAUUAGAUGAACUCGAUGUGCGUUUUGGCCAUUUUACUUGGCUUGCGUUGGUGAUUCGUACAUAGUCACGUGACCGAAGUAGUUUUUGGAUCAAUGGCGCCAAAUGUCUGUUACAGAAAAUGUAUGUGAAUUAUGAGGUUUACGGAACGCAAACUGAAGUGCCAUGUAGUGAAUGAUGUGACAUUCUACACAAUGUUGUUACCGCGUUCUAAGUGUAAAGCAGUAGAAGCAUCGUGAACAUGUAGGUUGUGGACUACUUAGCGAGAUGUCGUUGAGAGGCACAAAGCGGUCGUCUGGGAUGCGCGGUGAUGAAGCCGGUGUAUCCAAGCGCCGCAGGACGGAGCCCGAGGAUGCUCUCUGGCAGCUCCGCCCAGUUAGUGACCUCAAGAUGUCAUCAAUUUAUAACAGGAGUGCCUCAGAGGCACCCGCUGAACUAUUCAGAAAGGACCUUAUCAGCGCCAUGAAAUUGCCCGACAAUGAGCCCCUGACACCAUCUUCGUACUGGAUAAUAACUGACACGUGGAAGCAGGACUGGGAGAGAGGAGUUCAGGUGCCGGUCAACCCUGACUCCCUCCCCGCGCCUAAGGUCAAGAUCAUUGACAAUCCACCGCCACCCAACUUUCAGGAAUUCAAAUUGCCUAAAGACAAAUACGUGCACCUGAGUCGCGAUGCUCACUACCAUUCGGACAAACAUCUACUGAGUCAAACGCCGGCGCGUGCCGAGGCCGCUUGCAGUUACGACUUGGAUGCCACUGACACCGCGUGGCUAAAACUCCUGAAUGCAGAGCGCGCGAGGGCGGGUGCCCCACCAGUCACCGAAGACCAACUCGAAAAAGUCAUCGAGGAGUUGGAGAUUCGUAGCUGGGAUAAAAUCCAGGCAAUUGUGAAGUCUGAGGAGGGCCUCGGUAUCGAGUACGAUGAGAAUGUCAUCUGUGACGUUUGUCGGUCCCCCGACUCGGAGGAUGGCAAUGAAAUGGUGUUCUGCGAUUCUUGCAAUAUUUGCGUGCAUCAGGCCUGUUACGGCAUCACCGUUAUCCCGGACGGUCAGUGGCUGUGCAGGCCGUGCGGCGACGGCGUGCGGCCCAGCUGCGUGCUGUGCCCCAACCACGGCGGCGCCAUGAAGUGCACGCCCUCCGGGCACAAGUGGGCGCACGUCAGCUGUGUGCUAUGGAUCCCCGAGGUCUCCAUCGGCUGCGCGGAGAUUAUGGAACCGAUCACCAAAAUAUCUUCCAUUCCACCCUCCCGAUGGUCCCUCGUUUGUGUAUUGUGUCGUAAUCGCAAGGGCGCUUGCAUUCAGUGUUCGGUAAAGACGUGUAAAACUGCUUACCACGUAACCUGCGCAUUCAAGCACGGGCUUGAAAUGCGGGCAAUUAUCGAAGACGAAAACGCCGACGACGGUGUUAAAUUACGUUCCUAUUGCCAAAAGCAUAGUGUUAAUUCUAAGAAAGAAAAGUGUCCGGGUUCAGGCGAGGAGGAGGAUGAGGUAAAACGAAAGCGUAGGAAAGAUAUGACGUCGGAGGAGAAGACGCAAGCUCGAGCCGCUCGCUUGCAUGAGAUUGAGAGGGAAUUCGAUAAACACGUAAGUGUCAAGGAUAUAAGUACACAUCUCCUUGACGUUGAUCAGGACGCUAUUAAUUACAUUUACAACUAUUGGAAGCUAAAGAGGCGAGCAGGGCACAAUCGUCCCUUGUUGCCACCCAAGUCGGACGACACCGAGGUGCUGACUCACAGGCAGGAGCAGGCUGACAUCGACAAGCUCAAGAUGUUCGUGCAGCUGAGGCAGGACCUGGAGCGGGUACGGAAUCUCUGCUACAUGGUGAGCAGAAGGGAAAAGCUCUCUCGCUCAUUCUUCCGUAUGAGGGAACAAACGUUUCACAAACAAGUGGCUGUGCUAUCUGCAGCUGGCGACAUCCCCCAGCAAGAGCUGUCAGCCAUCAUUGAGGCUAAUCACGGACCUUCAAUAUAUGACAAACUAUACUCUCACGACAAUGCACCUGAUCAUAAGAAUGAUUUCGAAGAGUUGCUAGCCCGCAUCGCGCCACCAGAAUCAGGCGACGAGAAAAAGAAAGAUCGCAAUGGGUUAGUCAAAGGUUCGAAGUCAUCAAAUCCGUACAAGAAACAUUACGUAAAUGGAUCGCGACGUAGUGGCAGUAUGUAUAGUGGACUGUCCAGCGAGGAGAGUGCGCCGGAGAUGGCGCGAUCCAGUAGGUUCCGAACCAAAGUUGGUUCUAGUACAGAUGACGAAGGAAGGAGAGCUGGAACAUCACCAAAGAAAAAGGUAUCUCCUAAGGGCAAAGGCAAGAGAUCUCCUAAGAAGACUGAAAGGAAGAAGAAGAAGGUACCACAGUCUAAACCACUAAUUGAGAGCAGCAGUGACGAUGAAUCUUUGAAUUCCAGAUUGAAGAAAGAUCGAUCUCGCAGUAAAACGCUACAGCAAAUGGAGAAAGAAAUGACGGCUGGGAAGAUGGGUCAAUCCGGAACAGACAGCGAUGACCUAAUGCCGAUAAGACCUACUAUGAGAAACAGCAAGUUCCCUAUCGACAUAUACUCAGACAGCAGCGAGGACAACAAGUCCGACAAAGCCGAUAAAGUCAAGUCAGAUAAGGUUAAAACUGAAAAAGAAAAACCGGACAAAGUCAAGGUGGAAAAAUCACCAAGUGGUAAUGAUUCUCAACAAUCUCUGCCAAGGACUAAGGCUGCUAUGAAAGAAUUUAUUCCAACUCAACCCGAGAAGAAAGCAACUACAAGUCCGGAAGAGGACAAGCCUGGUCCGAGGAAGAGAGGCAGAAAGCCUUCUAACAAAGACAAAAAGAUGCCAUUACCGCAAAAGAUUAAAACAGAAUCGGAUGAUGAAGCUAAAAAUAAAGAGAACAUCAAAUUCUCCAAACAGAAGGAUCACCCGACAGAUCUCAUUGUUCCACAGCGGCAGGCAGCUAAGAAAGCUUCCGAAAACAUGCGCUCGACCACUGUUGUCAAAAAGGAUGAAACAGUUCCUGAACAACGAGAAAUAAAACAAUCAACAAGCGGUGAUGACACCAAACCGAAACCAGUGGCAAAACCAAGUGAAAAGGCUAAAUCAACUGGUAAAGGCAAAGAAAUAAAAGACGCUCAUUCUUCAAAAGUUAACAAAAAGAAAUGUAAGGAGACAGAGAAGGAACCCAUUGCUUAUGUACCUCAAAGACAGGCAGCGAAGAAAGCAGCCGCUCAUAUCAAGAGUGGACUGGGUACGAAGGCACCAGUACCCGACAACGAAACAGAGAAAAAGAAAGAUGCAGAUAAAUCUGAGCCAAAAUUAUCGCCUAAGAAAGAGAAGGAAGAGGCCAAAACUUCGAAACCCGCUCAGAAGGAAAGCUCUAGUUCGUCUUCAAACUCAAGCAGCAGCAGCUAUUCAUCUUCAUCCAGUUCUGAGGAAGAACCUGAAAAAUCAAUGAUCAAGCCCACCGCUAAGGCACGCGCGAUCAAACCGGCCACGACACGCCAGCCGUCAAUGUUCUCACCUCCUGGCUCUAGACCUACAGUGGACUUGCCCUUUCUCGACAGGGUGUCAAAACCAUUGUCUUCCACUAGUGCCUCGAGUGAUUCUGACAGCUCUAAAGUGUCCGACCGAUCCCGCUCAGGAAGCCCCUACCCCAAAAGGCCUCGACGAAGGAGAAAAGGCAAGAGCGAGUCCACUGAUGCCUCCCCACGCAAGGCGCCGCCAGAUAAGAAGCUUAAAACUUCCGAACGGCGGUCCGAGUGUAGGGUACCAUCACCGACUCCUGAAGGAGAGGAACCUAGCCGACCCAGUGAUGCGCGCGCUGCCACACGUGCUCGGACCAGAAGCACUACUUCAGGCGGAAAUAUGCCUAAUAAGUCUGAUGCCCGACCUAGAAAACCAUCUAAAGACGAAGCCCUUACCGCUACACCCAAUAAAACACCCAAAGAGGGCAGCCAGUCCAGUGAACUUCCAUCUGCGGAACGGAAAGAGGACACGGAGGUGAAGGAAGAGGUCAAAGUGGAACUCAAGGAGGAGAUUAAAGAGGAGCCAGUGGUUGAGACACCCAAGAAUUAUGCUAAGUCUAAAACUAACAAGCUAAAGAGGCGAAGCGAGUCUAAUGACGACAGGGAGAAGGUCAACAAGACUAUUGAAAUUGAAGUACCGCCAUUACAGAAAGUCAGUCCGAAGAAGAGUGCUGAGCCCAAACAUAAGUCAUUGAUGAACAGGCGAAUGAGUGUUAAGGACACAGCGCCUAAAGACCGCUCUAUUUCUAAUGAGACUCGAGAGCCGGCCAAGAAAGAUAGGCGUAUGAGCGUGGCACAUAGUGUCGCUGGGUCCGACAAACCGGCUGUGUCGCCCACUAAAAAGAAGACAACGCAACCAAGGAUUGAAAUAGAGAUACCGCCAAUGGAAAUUAUUGACAAGAAGAGUCCUAUCCACAUCAACACAGAUUACCAUGACAAUGACAAGCAUUGGUUGCCAAAAGCGCCCAGUCCAAAUGCUAUUCCGCCGCAAGUAGAAAAGCCGGGUGGCAAUGAGAAAUACAUAGAUGACAAAUCCAUGGAUUCUGAUUACGCCGAUAAGAGCAGUGUUAAAAUGAUGGCUAAGAUACAAGCUAACCUCAAUGAAAAUACCAUGAUUAAAUCACCGAAGACGCCGAUGGACGCGAGAACAAUGAGUAUUGAACACAUGGAGGUUGAGAACGUGGCUAGGAAUAUGAGGAAGCGUUCUGCAGAAAAGAAGUUUAUAACGCAGGAUGCUAGUCACGUUCAAGGAGUAGAAAUUUCCAAGAGUGCUAAAAUACCAUCGGCCGUAAACCCAUAUCCAAACAGAUCCAUAUUCUCGCCUCAGUCAAAAGACAAUGAGUUCCUCGACUUCGAAAUGAUGGCUGUUGACGAUGGAUUUAACCACGAUGAUAUCAUUAAACCUUUUGCGACGUACCCAGAAUUCUUCUUCAAAGAGGAUUCUAAGCAAGGUGUGCAGGAAACUCUUAACCUAGUAGACAGGCUUCGGAUAAGGCUGAGCACUAAGAAGGUGCCGCCCGAGAACCCUGAUCAAGAGGAACCGAUACUUGUGCCUGAUGACAGUGAUCAUAAAGACAAUGAUGUCACUGCUGCUUGUAACUUGGUUAAGGCUGAAGAUAAUAAUAGUUCGCCUCCAAAGAAGCACACUCCUACUGAAAGACCAGUCGAGCGAUCGCCUCCAAAAGAAUCGCGACAGACCACCAACCAUGUACCGCGAAGAGGGUCCUCAAUAGAUAGAGAUUUGCCUUCAGGAGAUACUGCGAUGGAUGCUAAAGAGUUCCAGCCCAUCGCCAUGACGAGCAACGAGAAGUGGUCGAACGUGCCGGUAUCUGUGUCACAGCUGGACACACAGAGUCAGUCUGCCAAUGACAGGAAAUACGAUCACUCAAGCACAUACGCCGAUGAUGUCAAAGAACCCAUAACUGUGCAAUCUGAUGUCCAGUCCGUAUCUGAAGUCGGAGACGCUAUUUCAAUAUCUAAGCAAAGUGACGAUUCCCAAUCUUUGUCCGUGGUCGACCAUUCUGUACACAGCAAUGACGUAGAACUAGUACAUGACAACCAAAACUAUGACAACAAUGAAAUGAUACAUUCAGAUUGUGCCACGAUAUCUUCACCGCAGUACGUAAGCCAAGAAAAAUGGCGCGAGAGUAAGAUAACUACGCGAAGAUCGUCUGCAUCUAGCACUAACUCUGAAGCGUCCGUGAGCUCUCAUAAGAAUGCACGAAAAUCCCGUUUGAAUUCAAGUGAUCUACGUCCAGGUAAUGUGAUGCCUGCAAUAGAUACGUAUCCACCUAUCCCGGCAUAUUCGCGUCCCGUGGAACCGUCGAUGCCGCUGAACCAGUACACGACGUACCCGCCCGAAGCUUCGCCGUUCCUGAGCUCGUUGCCUCUGUUCGCGGGCGGGCCGCCGCUGCCGCUGCCGUCGCCCGGGCCCGGCCUCUAUGGCACCAUGCCCUACUCGGCAGCCCCGCCCCCGCUCAAGUCUACCUUCUACAGCGCUGCGUUCACAUCUUCAUCACAGAACAUGGCGCUCACUACAGCAAUGAUCGCUCCCCCUACGCCGAAACCUCCCGAUUCGCCUCGAGAUGAAAUUGACGUGACCGGCAGCGAUAAAUUCAUUCACGUUGUGUCCAGCCCGAGCGUGAGCGUCGAUUCCUAUGAAACCAAUAGUAAUAGAGCGCCAACGAAGAUGUCAAACGAUAGUAAUGAAACUAUGACCAGCUUACAUCCGCAGGAAUCUAAAUCUCCACCAAAACUGAGCAAACCGACAACCAAGUUCCCUGGCAAGUCACCGGGCAAGAGCCCCGGUAUCUCGCCUAAGCAAAGUGAUGCUCCUAAAGGAACCAAGCGACUGAGCAAUCGCAGCAACAGAAGCCAAAGAGGUCGCGGACGGUCCAAGAGCCGCGGCCAAGGGUUCUCCGUCGACUACAUGGGUAAUUCCAUACAAAGCAAGCUUGUCGGCACAGUUUAUGACUUUGAUGAAGAAAUCGCGAAUGAUGGUGUCGACUUAAAAGCUCUUCGCGACAAGCGAAAAUCUAUCGAUAUUCGAGAUGAUAGGAAGUCUGAACAUUCAUACAAAGAUGCGUCUCAAUCUCCUCGCGUCCUCACUCCUCCUCCAAGCAAACGCGCUCCGCCGUCCGACACUAAAGACAUCAAACCUCCCUCGCCUGAACCCGCGGACACGAACUCGUCCCCCGCGUGCGCGGAACGUGGCCCGGGCUUCUCGCAAGUGGCACCUGUCUUGCCCGGCCCGGUCGAUAUGCGCACAUAUCAACCUUUCGAGAACCCUGCGCCCGCCGCAGAAAACGAUUACCAUUUGCUAGCGUUUGCUAGCGGCACCGCCGAACAGCAUUUAACUGAGAUAGACGAAGAAGUUGAGAAACAACUUCAUACCGCACUAAUGGCAAGUAAUCCACAGACAGGUUCCCCAUCGCAGCAGCCAGCGGAGCCUGCAGAGCCCCCGAAACAGACAUACGUUCCCCAGCUACCUAAAGUAUCACUAUCAGAUUCGAGAAACCAACUGAAGGUAAAGAUCAAAGGGCCAUUCUUGGACGCGAACUAUUCGGCGAGCUCGUCGCAGCCGGUGGCGCCGCCGCCGCCCGCGCCUGCGCACGAGCCCGGCACCAGCACCAUGACGCCGGCCGCCGCCGCCGCCUCCUCCAUGUCGGGCUCCACCAACCUGCGCCGCAUGCGCAAGAAGGAGCUGCUGCGCCAGUACUGGACGCAGGACAUGAACAUGGACGACCCCACGCACCCCGCCACGGUGGGCGCGGUGCCGCCGCCCGCCGUGCCCUCGCCGCUCACCCGCGCCGUCAUCACCAUCCCUAAAGCCGUCGCCUCUAUGACUAGCAUACCCACUCGAGAGGACUACAAAAUUACUGACAGUCCCGUAGAAAAGAAAACUAAACGCAAAACUACCAGCGGCCUCUCCAGAGAGUUGCGACAUCUAGAAGUGAGCAUGAAUGUCGAUGUUGAUCCCUCAGAUGAUGUGAAAUUGUCCUCGAUAGCUGGCACUUCGGGACAACAGGCGCACAAGCGCCGCGGUCGCACGUCUACUAAGCCGAACAGGGCGAAUGCGACGUCACCGGUCGCUCCUAAACUGAAGAUAAAGAUAGGCAACAACACGGUGCAGCAGGUGCCGGCACCCGCGGCUCCGCCCGCCGACGAGCCCGCCGGCACCACUAUCUACCGACCGCCUAAGAAGCGAAUCAUUGCGAACAAACCGAGCUUGGAAGACUUGCGACGCGAAAGCAUGAAGUACCGUCGAAUGGUGAUGGCGGACUUUGAGGAAGACGAGAAAACAACUAAGACCAAGCCCAAGGGCGAAAAGAGUGAGAAACGUAAAAAGAAAAAGGACAAAAAAGCUGAAAAACUUCAAGUGGUGAACAGUGAAAGUGACAGUGCUACAAAGUUGAUUAUAAAAAUAAAGCGCACGAAGGAGGAGGAGUUGGGCGAGGCCGCGGCGGCAGGGCCGUCGACGAGCGCCGCCCCCGCCGCGCCCCCCGCCGUGGCGGAGCCGGCCAUCGACCCGUUCGAGUACGACCCGUCGGCGCCAGACCCGCUGGCCAUCGACCCGCCCUCCUACUCCGAGGCGUCGUCCGCCAUGCGCAAGGUGCGAACCGACAAGGUGACGCCCAUCCGGUUAAAACUCGCGCGCAGCUCGGAAGGCUAUGUGAUGAAGGAGCCCGAGAGCGCGGAGCGUGCGCUGCCCGUCAACAACAAUAAACACUGUGAAGUGAGGUGAUACAAGUCGCGCGCCGCCGCCGCUCCGCGCUCGCUCCCUUCUAAGGACAAACCUAACUCGUCGCGUAACAAGUUAGUCAAACAGCCUAACAAUAACAGUGCGGGAUCUAAGGCUAAAAAAACUAAGGGCAAGGACUAGAACUGUGUUUCAAUAGAACAAGUUAAAAUCUCCUGUAUAGUUAAACUAAAACUGAUAUUGUCUGUAUAUUUUUUAAACAAUAAUAUCUCUAUCAUGAUGUAGUUUAUUAUUAUUAUAUUACAUAUAUUAUUUAUUUGUAUAAAAGGAAAGCUCAAUGAUUAACUUAAAGUUAUUCUAAGGUUAUAUAAAUUGUGCAUUAUGCUGUGCACAAGUAAAUCUUUAUUAUAGUAUAGCAUAUAUAUUUUUGUUAAAGUUACUGUUUUACUUUGUGCCUCAUAUGGAAUCUCAUUAAUUUUCAUGAAUUAAUUGUGUAAUUUUUGAAAAUAAGUUACGUAUGUUUAAUUCUGAACGCUUCACAAUCACUUAACUCAUCACAUACUAUGUUACCGUGUGCAUAGCAUUUAUACAAGACGACAGUCGAUUUAUAUGUAUAUUAGAGUUCUGUGUCACUCGAGGCGAAACACAGUGGCACACGCUUCACCAAGCUCCGGUAGGUACACACCAAGCUUUCCCGAGCGGCACUCAGGCCGCAGCCUAUAACUCGCAGACUGCCACACACGCUAGCUAGCAUUUUCUGUGACUAGCCAAACGCAUUCAAUCUUCUAUACUCACUCUUAUCGAAUUACUUGUCUCCCGCUCACGCAGGACCUCACCCUAAUAAUAUAAGUAAUUAAAAAGUCACCGAUAAAAAAGAACCACCACCGGCGCGGUGGCGUAUAAUUACAAUAAUAUUCAAUCAGAUCAUGGUUUGAAUUUAACCAAAGAUUGAUUACAAAAGUUACUGCAUACGAA